GGCCAUACAACUUACUUCCUUUACUUCUUGCCGGUCUGAGUCAUCGCUUCUCGCUAUUUCGAGAGUCCGACCACCGGCCUCUGCCUAAAAAAGCACGAAUGGUAGCAGCUCACGUGGGGUCGCGUCUCUUGGUGCGCGUGUGAAUUUGGAGUCGCGAUCGGAGUCGCGUAAUUGAGGCCCGACCAUGAAAGGAGAGCUGAAAACACAUAAAUAUCGUGUAAAUCGCUGGCCAUGAUUUAUGCCUUUGACAUUUGGUUUAAUCACAGCAACAAACAACCAAGUUGAGAAAGUUUAUUAUUGCGCUGAGCAUACAUUUCUGUCGAACCCAAGGCUUCACCGUAAACAUGACCCUAUCGCAAUCUUCUCUCAUUCCUGUUAUAGCCGCCUUUUUUGGGACUACAAUCUCUGCCUUCGGAGUGAACGCAAUCUUGCGGCCUGCACAUGCCUUGUCGAUGUUUGAAUUUGACUAUCCAACCUCUGCACCGAUAAAACAACUCGUCGAUUACUUGAUGAUCAUCUAUGGCAUACGAGAUAUCUACAUAGGCAUUGCCAUAUUCUCAACAACGUACUAUGGCCAUCGGAAAGCUUUGGGCUGGAAUUUGCUCGGUUUGGCCGGCACUGCGUUUGUGGAUGGUGUGGUGUGCAAAAUGAAUGGACACGGAGAGUGGAAUCAUUGGAGUUACGCGCCGAUGGUUGCUAUUCUUGGAUGUCUGUCACUGGGAGCCCUGGACUUCGCUUGAUUUGAUCCGAUGAGUUAAUAAAAGCAGUUUCGGACGAUAUAGUUAUUUCCUUGAACCCACUUUGUUGGGAAGGAGGAUUCCGCCUGUAUUUUCGAGAAUCAGUAAAGAAGAGCAUUGUGUCGGCAUCAUGACGAUUCGAGAGGUGUUUCAAUAAUAGAGUAUUAUUGUAAAUUUGUAACUGAGCUUUCAAUGGGCUCGUUGGAAAUUGAC
This is a messenger RNA of Talaromyces proteolyticus, 950 nucleotides long. RefSeq lists its product as uncharacterized. Lineage: Eukaryota; Fungi; Ascomycota; Eurotiomycetes; Eurotiales; Trichocomaceae. The record is from RefSeq and is a predicted model, not a curated record. The coding region runs from base 345 to 740 and encodes 131 amino acids. The transcript has a single exon.